CUUCUAAAGACGGGGGGAGCUAUCGCUUGGGGAAGGGACAAAAAAAUACGGAAGGGGAAAGUUGUGAAAGUGACUUGUGUGAGACAGACGAGACGUCAAAGCAGGCGCUUGAAGAGGGACAAACUAGAUCCCCGCUACCUGUGAUAUCGUGAGAGUGAGAGAGUACCGUCUCAGAACAGAUUGUCAUAGAUCUAGUUGCUAAGUUAAUCUACUUGUGGUGAUAGCAUUCUUUAUUCCAGACAUUUGAAGUUACUUUAUAGAUGAGAGUUUGUGGAUAUAUCUAGCUUCAGUUACAUUGGAGCUUAUUCAAAUAGCUAUGGGACUCUAAGCAACAAUUGUUCUUUUGGUUCUUCAUUAAACGAACUGUACUUACGCUUGGAUUAAUUUAGGACAGAACAGUUUGAAACUCUCAUUUCGGGUAGAUUUUUUAAAGUGAAAACGUGAUUUCAACCAGUGAAUUUUCAUUAAUCAGAUCAUCAGAAGCUGAUAUAUAUAUUCACUAAUGUAUUAGACACACGUCCUUGGUUUAUCAGCAACUUUCUGUUCACUUCUUCAACUAUGAAGCUGCACAUUGUCUUAGUCUUGGCUGCUUUGGGCUCUCAGAUGCUUCCAGUCGAGUCGCAAAGCAGAAAGAGCAUCACUUUCAACUUGGAGGAAGAGAAGGAGGUUGGCACGCUCGUUGGUAACGUAGCAGACGAGAGCGGGCUUAGGAACGAGGUGACACAGGACGUCUUUGACCGGUUCAAGUAUCAAAUUUUGAGCUCGGAUGGCAUCAGAGUAACGUCCCUUCUGAGCAUAAACAACAAAACGGGGGCUCUGAACACGAUCGCCCGAAUCGACAGGGAAAAAGUGUGUGACUCGUCUGCUCCGACUUGCGCUUUGACGUUCGACGUUACCGUCCAGCAGGAAGUGUCCAUCUACAAGUUCAUCAGCGUCACAGUGGUGAUCGAGGACAUCAACGACAACGCCCCGAGCUUCCCAUCACCCCAGCUCUCUCUGAGUAUGUCUGAAGCCGAGCAGAUAGGAAGCGAGUUGACCAUUCCGCCGGCUACUGACAAGGACGUUGGUGUCAACGCCAACCUUUCGUACUGGAUGGACAAAAGCAAUGUCUUUGAGCUAAAGGUAGAGAAACUCGUGGACGCUUCGUCCCUGAAGCUAAUCCUUCAGCAGAACCUUGACAGGGAGACUCAAUCCACGUACAAUUUAGUCAUCUAUGCCAAAGACGGAACCACCAGCUCUGCUUUAACGGGCACUCUUUCAGUUAUGGUAAGCGUAUUGGACGUCAAUGACAAUAGUCCAAUCUUUAUCCAACCUUUGUUCAAUUUUUCUAUUUGGGAGACCACUACAGUCGCAAGCGUAGUCGGAUCAAUAAACGCAACAGAUUCUGAUGCUGGAGAAAACGGUCGGGUCUCUUACCAAUUUAGCUCUCUGACUUCGAGUAAAGUUCUGCAGAUGUUCGCCCUGAAUGCCGACACUGGCGCCGUCAGUGUUAAAUCGGACCUUAUGUAUGAGACGAUGAAGUUCCAAGCUGUGGUUGAAGCCAGAGACCACGGAGCAUCGCCCAGAUCUUCUCAAGCAAUGCUGGUUAUCAAUGUGCUAGAUGUCGGGAAUAAGCCUCCAAAGCUUUCUCUUACACUAGCUGAGACUUUAGUAAAUGGCAGUCUCUUACUGCCGGAAGACAUCCCCAUAGGAUCUUUCGUAGGGACUUUGAAAUAUGUAGACAAUGAUGAAGGCAAUAACGGGGAUGUGGCUUGCACAUCUAUGAACCCACAGUUUCUAUUGCAGGUAAUCGAGGAUCAUGGUUACGCCAUCGAAGUCAGAAGCCAGCUGGACAGGGAGAGCCAGCCCGAGAUAAACGUGGUUCUCAAAUGCUCAGAUCGAGGCUCGCCCAUCUUGUCCGCGUUUGUCAAUCUCACUGUUAGGUUGAAGGAUGUGAAUGACAACAGUCCGCAGUUUACUGACACUUCCAGCAAGGUCAAAAUAGCAGAGAACAUUCCAAAGAGGGCAAAUCUGAUCAGGGUCUCCGCCAAUGACGCGGACGAGGGUGUAAAUAAGGACUUCUUUUACCAGCUCGCUGUAAACUCGAGCAACGCUUUCUCUGUCGAUCCAUCAUCUGGAUGGGUAUCGACCAUAGCUCCACUGGAUAGAGAAAUGACGCCAGUUAUUUUUCUGACAGUUUUGGCCAUCGAUCGUGGGGUUCCACCCCUUACUGGAAGUACUACAGUGACCGUUUUUGUUGACGACGUCAAUGAUAACACGCCGUCUAUCACCAGGACAGAGUAUCAACUUAAAGAGAACGAACCCCAAGGCUCUUUCGUAGGACAAAUUAUGGCUGAAGAUGACGAUGAUGGUCUUAAUGCUCAGUACACUUUUAGCCUCGUUUCCGAUCCGUCCAGCAGUUUCUUGGUGUCCGAGUCCGGCGUUAUAUCCACUACAAAAUCAUUUGACAGAGAAGAAGUUGACCAGUACACGAUACUCGUUUCUGUUAAAGACGGAGGCAGUCCGUCUCUCAGCAGCACCUCCACCUUGACCAUAGCCAUAACGGACGAUAAUGACCAUUCCCCUUAUAUCCUAUACCCUACCCCUACGAACGACUCCAUCAACAUCAGCGCCAACCUUUCCCCAGGAAGCGUCAUUGCUAGAGUCGUUGCAUCAGACGCUGACUUGGACAAUAACGCUAAGCUGCUCUACAUCAUCGCCGAAGGAAACCCCAACAACCUUUUCAGCAUUGACAACGCAACGGGCACAAUCUUCGUGGCCAAGAGGCUCUCCCAGAACCGAGGCAGUGAGUUGAGGCUGACCAUCUCUGUCCAAGACGGAGGCAAUCCUCGUCUUAACAAUGAAACCUCUCUUCACAUCAGUAUAGACUUCUCCAACGCCACUCUGCUCAGCGAUGCAGCGGUCAUGGAUCAGAAGUAUGUCAUCAUCGCGGGCAUCAUUGCUGGAAUCACAGUCAUCAUCACCAUCAUAAUCGUCACCAUCAUUAUAAUUCUCAAACGCACGGAUCUCGGCAGAUGUUCAGAGCCUAAUCUAAAAGCCAAAGAUCCUAACCACAGACAUUGCCCUCUUCCCAAAGACGCUACGGAAGUCGGCCUUCAUAGUAUUCCCAAUUACUUAAUUGGAUCCUCGGACAAAGAGACGGGGUUUGGAGACGGGAACGUCAAAUCACGUGACCCGAACAUGUCCUUCGAGAGCUUUAAGACGACCGGAAGUGGAAACACAUUCAAACAGGCUCCCACAAUGUUGACCAAAGAUAUUCUGGAUACAGCCAGUUUCACCUUGUAUUCUGAGACAAGGAAAAGAGCAGCCAGCGAUGAUCAUCACAGCGAUUCAUCAGGUGAUGUCACUACCAGUGACAGUGGGAAAGGUGCUAGUGAUGUGGAAGAGGUCUCACAAGGAGGAACCCCACCUAUCAAUAACUACAGCAAUGGGAACUUGGCUCCGAACCUUUUGGCUCCUCGCGUGCCUCCUAGGGAACCUGUGACUGCUGGGGCCCUUCCCCUAACGCAGCGAUCAACGUUUGGUCUUAUGCAAACACGUGACUACAGCAGCCUGGGAGAUCUGACUCGCUCGGACCGUGUCUACGUGGCUCAGAACGACUUAGACAAGUCUAGAAAGAUAGCCAACAAAGUCCGAUUUACAUUGGACGACGAGCACCAAGGCUCUAAACCAUCUCACGCUUUUGCCGACCUGCACAGAAAUAUUCCGGUGAACCAGCCUGGCUAUGGCACCCCCUACAUGAUGAACAUUGGACCCAAAAGUGACAACGUCUCGGGGCUGACCCACAUUCCUCCCACAGCGCAUCAGAACGGGAGGAUCCACGGGCAGCCUCGCUACGACCUGCGCGAUCGUGCUAACAAAUCAGCCAUUUCAGUCCCCUUGAGCAGAGACGCCAUAGCCAGACACGACCGUCUUCAGAAUCAACCGCUGAAGCAGCAUUCACUCUUGUCGCCUAAUGGAUACCCUCCAAUGCAUCAGCAGCAGCCACACCAGCAGUAUUCACACAGACACCUGCCACUGGCUGCGCUCAACCACAGCAUUGAUGAGGAUGAUGACGAUGGCUCCACCACAACGUCUGGCAGUUACGCGAUAGAUCAUGUCGAUGAAAACCUCAGCAACUCAGUGGAAUGUUAGAACUUACAUUUGGAGUGGCAGAACUUACAUUUGGAGUGUUAGAACUUCAUGACUUAAGCUGCUUCAGAGUUUUAGCUUUCAUAAUUCGCUCGCAAUCCAGUGACGGUCACAGCGUCCAACUUCACGGCAUCCAAGGAAAAUAAUAGUUCACUAUGUGCCAUUGACGUUGGGUGACAAUUUUAAAUGCUUUGAAUAUGUUCUAACCGUUUCAGGGGGUGUAACCUGCCAUCGUAAACUCAUAUGUGCAUUAUGUAUGCGGGAGGAAAUCUCUGAAGAUGAUAGUUCAAGAAUUAAGCACAAAAAGUGUUGUUUGUCCCUUAUGUGAGUCACUGGACAAGUCCUAGCAGUAUUACUGGACGAUGCCUAGCCAUAUCACUGGACAAGACCUAGCACUAUCCCUGGUAUGUCAUGGUUACUUAUGUAACUGGACAAGGACUAACAGUGCUUCUGGCCGAUACCUAGCAAUGUCUUUAGACAAAAUUGCGCUAUUAAGGAAACACAAAUCAUUUAACAUACAAUCACAAGGCCAAGUUCAAUGGUAAAAGACAAAUAGAAAUUGACUGUAGACAAUUUUUUUCUAUAGUGGUUCAUUUAACUAACAGUGAUCAAUUAUUUUAAUUUUAAUAAAGUGUCGAAACCUACAAAGUAUUUAUUAUAUUUCCUUUAGACACACAUUCUGAACUAUUUUAUUUACUUUUCAUUGUCACUCCCACACCAUGUGACAUUUGCAGCACUGAAGAAAUUUAAACUGUAUUGCUUUAGAAUGAGAAUCAAAUAUCCAAAGUUCACAACCCAAACCCCAACUCAUCAUGACUUUUUAUUUUUUUUUUUUUUUUUUGGAAAGAAUGUUUUAAUAGGAGCAAUUUUAAGACUUAGGGGUCCAAAACUUACCCAAAAAUACUUGAACUUGUCUUUGGCUGUACUUUGUCUACUAGUUUUCAGUUGAACUGAUUAAACAGUUGUAAGAUUUGACUAAAUGAAUGACUGUAUGUGACAAGACGAUAAGAAGAUUAUGUGAUGUGUCUCAUAGUUAAUCAAAGGUAAAUGCAAGUAUUAUAACCGUGUACGGUCUGAAUACGUGGUUUCCUUUCUUCUACACCGAUUUAAUAAAAAUACUUUUUUUUUAAAUACAUGGUUAAGUGUUGAAGAGAGGAUUCAUCCUAUUCGCACAUCGGCUUUGUCUGCGUCAGAUGCGACAUAAUAUGCAGGUCGCAGCAGGGUCUGACACAGUCAUAUGAAAUACUACGCACGAGACAUUCGCCUUAUUUUGCUAUUAGUAUCACCGAGUUGAAGUGAACAGCGAAUUGAUUUUUCGGUGUUCAAAUAGUAAGACUUUUUAUUUUGUCUCACGUAAUUAUAUCAACCAAUCUAGAUGAAUCUUGAUGAUGUCAUCGCAAGAUAAAAUCAUACAUCACGUGUUCUAAAUAUGCCAGAUUUCUAGUGUUCCGUGGGCGCGUAUAAAUGAAUUAUGGUUUGAGUGUUAUUGAUAUGUGCUGAUGUUCGAAGAUAAACGUGAUUGUGAAGAAGAUAAGAUUAAUUCUAUACGCGAUUGGAGUGUUCUUAUUUUUAGUUUGAGUCAAAGUAACCCGCUAUAUUAUUGAUGCCAUGUUCAAUGUACACAGCUAUCCAAUUAUUUGAUAUAUUUGACUUUAAACUAAACUGUUAAGCUGUAUACUAAACUAUUAAAAAUUGUUAACUUGAGUUUAACAAAUGAGAUCUAUUUUUGUAUAUUGUUAGAUCAAGAAACAAAUGUUGUGCUAUACUAUUGCUAAUGUUAAAGAAAUAAUUUCAUGCUUGUCCUUGCCUUAACAAUGUUUAAUUUAUUCUCAAUAAUAAAUUGAAAUAUUUCUUUUACAAUAUUAUGAAUGCGUUGUCGAAUGUGUCUGCCUGUGUUGCAAUGAAGUCUGUAGCCUAUGUGCUUGGGGGAAAGAUCUGACUGGUUUAUUUAUAUUUUAAAACCACUUUGUAAAUACUGUACAAUUAGGUGUUCUUUAAGUUCAUUGAUUUAUUCUUUGUUUUUAUACAAUAAAUUUACAAAAUUAUUUACAAAUAA
Biomphalaria glabrata is the source of this 6187-nucleotide messenger RNA. Its product is annotated as protocadherin alpha-13-like. The transcript is spliced from 5 exons. Lineage: Eukaryota; Metazoa; Mollusca; Gastropoda; Planorbidae. The record is from RefSeq and is a predicted model, not a curated record. Gene Ontology annotation, molecular function: calcium ion binding. Gene Ontology annotation, biological process: homophilic cell-cell adhesion. Bases 559 to 4134 code for a protein of 1191 amino acids. Gene Ontology annotation, cellular component: plasma membrane.